AUGGAAGACUACAGCAUCUUGAGGAAGCAAGAGCGCCAGUUACGAGCCUCCAUGAAGGGUGUCGCUUAUUUCGUGCGGGAUUAUAAGCAAGAGCUUCAUGAAUCCCAGAUUGAAGUCAGAUUGUGUCUGUUAGAGUCGACCAUGAAAAAGUACUACCUGGUAAGGCAGAAAUUGGAGGUGCUUUUGGAUGCUGCCGACAGUGACGAGGAGAAAGAAGAUACCAAGGAAUCAGAGGCAGCAAAGAAACGCAGGCUUCAGAGGCAGGCUGAAGAACGUGAAGCAAAAUUCGACGAAGAAACGCUGGAAAUGGAAGGGCAGUACUGCGCAUUGAAAGGAGCACUCUUGGCUCUACGUCCGAAGAAGAAUGAGUCGUUGAGUUCUUCUGGAUCAGGGGAAGGAGCUGAAACCAUGUCACGCGUUAAGCUGCCUGACAUCAAGCUGCCAGGUUUCGACGGGAAGCUUCGUGAUUGGAUUCCGUUUCGAGACACGUUCUUCAGCUUGAUUCACAACAACGAACGUCUCUCUGAUAUCGAUAAAUUUACGUAUCUACGAUCAGCAAUAAGUGGCGAAGCGCUUCAGGAGAUAAGUUCUAUCGAGUUGUCUUCUGAUAAUUACCAGGUAGCGUGCAACAUGCUUGAGAAAAGGUACGAAAACAAGAAGUUAAUUGUGAAGGCGUAUUUGGACGCACUUUUCGGGAUCGAACCUUUGAAGAAAGAAAGCGGCGAAGCUUUAAAUCACCUGGUCAGUGAUUUCGAUCGGAAUAUCCAAAUGCUGGGCAAGAUAGGAGAGGACACCGAUAAGUGGUCGACGCUGUUGGCAUACAUGUUGUGCACUCGUCUGGAUUCAGUCACACUUCGUCAGUGGGAGAGUCACCAUAAUUCAAAGGAUGUUCCGACGUACCAGAAGGUGAUGGACUUUCUGAGGGAUCAGGCAUUGGUUCUGCAAUCGAUAGCACCGAGUAGGUCAGAAGACAUCGAAAGUCGUCGCUAUCGUACAACCGUUCACACCACAUCGAGAAUCCAGAACAACUGUGUGUUCUGUGGUAAUUCGUUUCACCCAGCAUCUGCGUGCGGCAAGUUCAGAGCGAUGUCAGUGCCCCAGCGCUUUGGAGUGGUCAAGAUGAAGCGGCUCUGCAUCAAUUGUUUGGGUUCUGGUCACUUUGCGGAUCGUUGUAGCAAGGGACCAUGUCAAAUUUCUUCAUUCUCGGAAGAUAUGAGUUUUCAUGUGUUGCCUAAGAUCACGAGUGAUCUGCCCACCACCAAAGUAUCGCUCAAUGGGAUCAAGAUGCCUCAUGAUUUGGUAUUGGCGGACCCUGAGUUUUGGAGCCCAGGUCCGAUUGAUAUGAUUAUUGGGGCAGAAUACUUCUGCAAUUUGUUGCGUUCAGGCAAGUGUAAAGUUUCGGACGAUGGUCCAACCCUGCAAGAAACUGAGUUUGGAUGGGUUGUUUCCGGGAGAGUUCCGGAUAUUUCCUUUGAAACCUUUACGUAG
Molecule: messenger RNA, 1488 nt
Organism: Uranotaenia lowii
Lineage: Eukaryota; Metazoa; Arthropoda; Insecta; Diptera; Culicidae
Exons: 2
Coding region: 1-1488 (495 amino acids)
Source: RefSeq, a predicted model, not a curated record